Myxocyprinus asiaticus (Chinese sucker) is the source of this 1390-nucleotide messenger RNA. RefSeq names its product T-cell-specific surface glycoprotein CD28 homolog. Gene Ontology annotation, biological process: T cell receptor signaling pathway; regulation of T cell proliferation. The record is from RefSeq and is a predicted model, not a curated record. Lineage: Eukaryota; Metazoa; Chordata; Actinopteri; Cypriniformes; Catostomidae. The coding region runs from base 441 to 1112 and encodes 223 amino acids. Gene Ontology annotation, cellular component: external side of plasma membrane. The transcript is spliced from 4 exons.
UGAUGCCAGGAGAAUCUGUACUAAACACAUACUAUAUGAAACCAUAACAUGCAAAAAACAUCAACCACAAAGUGUGCAAGGAGAGAAUGGAAACUUCCUGUUUGACUUGUGAGGAUGUUUCUGUUCGUCUGUUACACUGAAGGCAGUGCAUCCAUUCAACGGGGAAAGGGGUUAUAAUCCAUAAAUUAUUGUCACAAUUAGUGCCUUAUCCUUAUUUUCUUGUAGUUUUGGAGAUUGUUUUUCUUAACUAACAGCGUGUUUAACAGCUCGUUGCACAUUUAUGUCACUUUGAUGAAGGCAGAGUUUUAGUUUCUUUUUGAGACACAUAGGCAAAUAGUACAGCUCAAUAUAAAGGUGCAGUAUACUUUCAAAAGUGUGCCAAAACGCAAGACAGUGGAUCUGCCAUUUUCAGCAGCACCUCCAUUGUGUGAAGACUGAGAAUGCAACAGAUGGAGAUUUUCAGGAGAUCUGUGACCAUCUUCAGUCUCUGUCUCUUCCAUAGUACACUAACUGAAACACAGAGCAUGUGCAAAGGCAAUCUCCCACUGGUUAAGCAUGUGGCAGUAAACGGCAAUGCUACUGUGUCUUGCCCCAUACUCAGUGCACCGGAAAUGGACUUCAAAUUAUUCAAGGGCUCAGUUAUGGUCACCUCCAGGCAUAUCAACACACAAAGCCCACCUGUCAACCCAGAGGGAAAUGUCCCUGCCCAUUUCAGUGUUAAUUUGACAGAUAACAGUACCAGCUUCAUCCUACUCAGUGUGACAAUGAAUACCACAGCCCUGUACACCUGUGAGGCAGUGAUAAUCUAUCCUCCUCCGUUCGUGAAAGUUGACGAGAUGCCACAGACUAUUGUGUUUGUUAAAGAGAGUCCACGUAAGCAGCAUCCUCUCUGUCAACAUGCCAAUCACCUGGUUCUAUGGGUAGUGCUUGGAGGCAUGACCACGUAUGGGUUGGUAAUGACUUGCAUUGUCCUCAUGCUCCGGAUCAAGUUGAGUCAAAUGGACACUCCCUGUUAUGGCAUCAAAAACAUGAAGUUCAAAGAAUGCAGACGGAGAUGGCAGGGGGUUCAACACCCAACCCGACAGGGUUUUUACAUAGACACUGUAGCAUGAAACUGCCUGGUAACAUAUAACGAACCCUGAUCAAAACAACAACAAAACUAACAACAAAUCAGAAAACCAUGUUCAAAAUAGGAGACUGCUUUGGUGGCAUCCAGAGAUAAGAAAAAUACAUCAGUAUUUUUUCCAAAGUUUUAUCAUUACAUUUUACUAACUUUAUAAUUUCAUGUAACCAAUCAAUUGUUUUUUUUUUGUUUUUUUGUUGUUGUUUUUUUUUACCUAGCUGGUGUUUGUUUUUAAUCUAAAUUUGAAAAUAAAAAUAAUAAACACAA